Rhododendron vialii is the source of this 2193-nucleotide messenger RNA. Its product is annotated as ankyrin repeat-containing protein At5g02620-like. The record is from RefSeq and is a predicted model, not a curated record. NCBI's taxonomy places the organism in Eukaryota, Viridiplantae, Streptophyta, Magnoliopsida, Ericales, Ericaceae. Bases 247 to 1566 code for a protein of 439 amino acids. The transcript has 2 exons. Gene Ontology annotation, molecular function: protein binding.
CAGUCCGGUGGACAGAGACGGUCUGGCGCGGCCAUCGGUACGAUUUUGACAGGGGACCGAUCGGUCCCUAUAGCUUUACGGUGUUCACAAUACCCCAUCCCAUAUCAAUGAUAUCAUCCCAUCCUUGUUACAUACACCACAAACAUGCAAAAUGCAGCUAUAAAUAGAGGUGAGUCUGCAGAUUCCGCAUACUCGUCUACUAAAACACACACCCAAAUAACUAGCUAGACUGAAGAGAGCAACCAAAUGGAGCACUACCUCUGUGAAGCUGCAAUUACUGGGGACACCGAUUCACUGGACGCCAUAAUCCAAAAAGAUCCACUGAUUCUACAUAAAUUUGCAGACGGAUGUUUCAAUGGCGCCGCAUGUCCUCUCCACGUGGCUACAUCAAACAACCAAACACACUUUGUCGAAGAACUACUGAAUCUCAAACCGGAGCUGAAAUUGAGACUCACAGAAGUCUUAGAUUCGCAACUACGGUCUGCCCUUCACUUGGCAUCGGCCAUGGGGCACCACCAGAUUGUUAAGGUAUUAUUGAAUGCCAACCCAAAGAUGUGCUUGGUUCGCGAUCGAGACGGUAAAAACCCCGUCCAUGUGGCUGCCAUGGAAGGCAAGACCAAUGCCUUGAAAGAGUUGGUUCAAGCCCGCCCGGAAGCAGCUCGAGUCAGGGUGGAUCAAAAUGAGACGAUCUUGCACUUGUGUGUCAAGCACAACCAGUUGAAGAGCUUGAAGAAACUGUUGAAGAAGAUAAAAGGUCGGGAUUUUGUCAACGCUAAGGAUAGUGAUGGAAACACCAUUUUGCAUCUAGCUAUUUUGUAUGAGCGCUUCGAGAUCGCGUGUUAUGUCCUAGAGAAGCUAACAAUAGAUGUGAAUGCGACAAAUGCAAGUGGACACACAGCAAUGGAUAUUUUGUUCCUUGGACCAGAUAUCCUUGGAUCAGAUAACAAAGAAAAGAGUCAUAUUGGAUUAAAUAAGGUAGAAGAGAGUCAUAUCGAAGACUUACUUCGAAAAGACAAUGCUAAACAGGCGAAACUUCUCGUAGGUGGAGAUUGGCUUACGGAUAAAAGGGAAUCCUUAAUGAUUGUGGCAUCACUUAUUGCGACAAUGGCAUUCCAAGCUGGGGUGAGCCCUCCUGGAGGCGUUUGGCAAGAGGACACUGAUAAAUAUCGAGCCGGGGAAGCUGUAAUGGCUUAUUAUUAUCAAGAUUCCUAUCCGUACUUCCUCCGCUUUAACACGAUAGGGUUCGUUGCAUCAUUGAGCACAAUUUUGUUGCUCAUGAGCGGAUUAAAAUUCAGGAACAAGGCUAUGAUGUGGGUCCUGAUAGUGACCAUGUGGUUGGCAAUCACAUCAAUGGCAAUUACAUAUUCGUUUUCCAACGUUGUGGUUACUCCUAAAAGGGACAGACCAUCACUCACUAAUAUCAUUAAAAUUGGAGUUAUAGUGUGGUCCAGUGUGAUGGGUCUUCUUCUAGUGAAGCACACAAUCGGGUUGGUGGCAUUUUUUGCGAAAGAGAGAAGGAGCAAAAUGCAGGCAAAGAAAAGGAUUAUGACAUCUGAGACGGCGUAGAGUUUCUUCGAUCGUAAGCCCGUUCUACGCAACUUCCUAGGUGGCAAAGAUUGAGGAGCGACUCCUCCCCUUUCCCUCAGUUCUUAGACGAUAUACAUAGGAAUGAAUAUUAGGCUUUCCAAUGUUGGAACUUUUGUUCAUGGUCUGUAUUAUACUGUUGUGAAGGAUAAUAAUCCUCCGAUAUUGGACUGUUUCGGAGAGAGAAGAUUGUAGACAAGUGUGCUAGCUGGACUUCCAUUACCUACAAAAACGAUCGGCAGGGGUUUCUUUUUUUUUUUUUUCUCGGCAACAAUGGGUAGGUACGUGGCUGAUGAAGAUGAUUUCAUGGAGGAUGACAAGGUCUUCGCGAGGAUGGUGCCUCUUGUUUCUCUCGGUCUUCGGGUUUGUUCUCUCGGUUUGUUUGUCUCUGUUGGCUUUUGCUUGUUUCGGUGUUGCCUGUCGCUGGAUUGUUUUUAGUGGUUGUUCGGUUUUCGGUGUUUGUUUGUGGUGAUUUGGUCGGCAUUUUGCCUUCUUUUUGUUUUGGCUGGUUCUCAGGUGGUGUAUGCCGGUGUGCCUGUGAUCCUUUUAAUUUUUGUAAUCAUUUUCAAAGAUUAAUAAAAAUAUGUUUGGCCGAUCGAAAAAAAAAAA